Balearica regulorum gibbericeps (East African grey crowned-crane) is the source of this 1805-nucleotide messenger RNA. The record is from RefSeq and is a predicted model, not a curated record. NCBI's taxonomy places the organism in Eukaryota, Metazoa, Chordata, Aves, Gruiformes, Gruidae.
AUGAUAGCAACUGGAGGAGUCAUAACAGGACUGGCUGCCUUAAAAAGGCAAGACUCUGCCAGAUCUCAGCAGCAUGUAAAUCUUGCCGCAGCACCAGCUUCUGAGGAGAAGAAGCCAGUUAGACGCCGGCCCAGGGCAGAUGUAGUAAUUGUCAGGGGCAAAAUCCGUCUCUAUUCUCCAUCGGGAUUCUUCCUUGUUUUGGGAGUGCUUAUUGCAUUCCUGGGAAUCGCAAUGGCCAUCCUUGGAUACUGGCCCCAAAAGGAACAGCUUUUAGGAUCUGAAGAUCAUCUAUCUGUAAAUGAAACCCAGGUCCUGAGAAGCCAAGGAAGCAUUUUACUUCGUUUCUUUGAACAGCACGUGCACUCUGAUAAGAUGAAAAUGCUGGGCCCUUUUACUAUGGGCAUUGGAAUCUUCAUUUUUAUUUGUGCAAAUGCCAUUCUGCAUGAAAACCGUGACAAGGAAACAAAAAUCAUACACAUGAGAGACAUAUACUCCACUGUAAUAGACAUCCACACCCUGAGAAUCAAGGAACAAAAGCAGCUGAGCAGUGCUUUCACUGGCUUGUUGGGGGAAGGAGAACUCAGGCACAGUGGGAGCUCGUGUGCGUCACGGCUGGCUGCGAACACAGUUGCGUCUUUCUCUGGCUUCAAGAGCAGUUUUAGAAUGGAUAGUUCUGCUGAAGAAGAGGAGAUUACCCUAAACGAAGAUAGGACUGCCGGUAGCCUCCUGCCACCUCUGCUGACUGAGCAGUCUGGUUCAGUCUUUGGACUUUACCCUCACUCCAGCAAGGCUUCAGAUGACAAAAACACUAGCUCUAUAAAGUGUGAAACAAAAUCCAUUGUAUCAUCUUCCAUUAGUGCUUUCACACUGCCAGUAAUUAAACUGAAUAACUGUGUUAUUGAUGAGCCCAGUAUAGACAACAUAACCGAGGACUCGGAGAUCACUAGGAGUCGGUCUAGAAAUCUGUCGAUGGAUUCUCUGCCCAUUCCACUAACUGAUACCAAUGAAUCCUACAGACCGGCCGCUACCAUGCUGCCACGACACAAUUCCCUUGUGGACACCCCAUCUGAUCAGUUCAAGUCUUCUAUGACUCUCGGACCAAGCACGGGAAAGCUUUUAUCCCCUGGCGCUGCCAGAAAACAGUUUGGGUCCAACACAUCUUUGCAUCUUCUGUCUUCACACUCGAAGUCCCUGGACUUGGACAGAGGUCCGUCUACGCUCACUGUCCAAGCUGAACAGAGGAAACACCCCAGCUGGCCCAGACUGGAUCGGAGCAACAGUAAAGGAUAUAUGAAACUCGAAAACAAAGAGGAUCCGAUGGAUAGGUUACUUGUGCCACAAGCAGCAGUCAAGAAAGACUUUACUAAUAAGGAGAAGCUUCUUAUGAUAUCAAGAUCUCAUAAUAAUUUGAGUUUUGAACAUGAUGAGUUUUUGAGUAACAACCUAAAGCGGGGAACUUCUGAAACAAGAUUUUAAUAUUUAAAUUGCAGUUUACAAGAUGUCAUACAGUAUUUUUUAAAAAAACAUUUUGACAAGCAUUUCCUUUUCAGUGAGACUAGUACAAGCCUGUUUUUAACCAAAUGCUUAAUAGCCCAUUAAAAUUGGCAUCUGUGAACAGAGAUCUUCACCUUUGUAAUGCCAAGAGUUUUUUGUCUUAGUAACAUACAGCUGCAAUACUGUACAUUGUCAUUGCUCAGAGAGUUUUGGUACGACUGAUUCCAAUUUUUCCCAAGUCAUUCUUUCUUUUGUUCUAUAUAAGCAUGUUACUUUUUAUCAAUUUGACUCCAGAAGCCUGCAUUAGGAAA